This is a messenger RNA of Acanthoscelides obtectus, 3294 nucleotides long. The record is from the annotation of a GenBank genome assembly. NCBI's taxonomy places the organism in Eukaryota, Metazoa, Arthropoda, Insecta, Coleoptera, Chrysomelidae.
AAAGAAUUCCUAUUUGACGUAAAUAUAAGCAAGGCUAGUCUUUUGGCGAACCAAUCAAAAUGCUACUUGCUAGAAUUUGACAGUUGGAAUUAAAGCAAUGAACCAAUCAUCAUGAGUUAAAUUAUAAUUGAUGGGGAAAACAUAAACCAUGAAUAUUUUGUGUGCUGUGUUGGAUUCUUCAAGAUUUCUUGUUCAGUGGAACAAAACAUAACCUCUUUUCCACGUUCUCUACAAAAUCGGCCCGUAUGCCAGAUGCCUGUGAGAUAAAUUUAUAUUUAAUUGGAAGUGAUUAAUAGUUAUUGUUCACACGAGAAGGUAAAUACGCCAUAGUCCCCUAAUUGCCGGUUAAUUUACCAGUGAACCUGUGCAAAGAGUUCAGGAAAUAUGAGCAGAUUCUUCGCGCGGUCAGACUCGUCCUCGGAGAGUUCGUCAGAUGAGGAACCAAUUCAACGUGCCCAAGUUCCAGUGUACACCUUUAGUGAUGAUGAGGAAGAGGUCAAACGUGUUGUGCGCUCUGCUAAAGAGAAGAGAUACGAGGAACUCACCAAUAUUAUCAAGCAGAUCAGGAAUUUCAAGAAGAUCAAAGAUAUGUCUAGUAUGCUGAAUAGUUUUGAAGAUCUACAAAAAGCAUACACAAAGGCAAUUCCAGUAAUAGCAAAGGAAGAAAAUGGUCAAACUCCUCGUUUUUUCAUCCGUUGUUUGGCAGAAAUGGAGGAUUUCAUCAAUGAGAUGUGGGAAGAUAGAGAAGGACGUAAGAAUAUGAGCAAAAAUAACAGUAAAUCUCUGGCAUCAAUGAGACAGAAGCUAAGAAAGUAUAUCAAGGACUUUGAAGAGGAUAUUGCUAAGUUCAGAGAGAAUCCAGAACAACCUGAUGACGAGGAAGAAGAAGAAAAACAAAGUGUUGUCGUGCUGUUUUCAGAGGCCGACUUGGAUUCAGACGCUGAGGCUCCAUCAAAGGCUGCACCGUCGAAGCCUUCAUCAAAACCGUCAAGUGGCGCGGGCGCUGCGGGGGUCGCAGGCGACAAGGAUUCCUCGGGCAGCGACAGCGACGAUUGGCCGUCCAGCUCGGAUUCAUCCAGCGAAUCGUCCGAUGAAGAUGAGGGCAAAUACACCUCGAUGAGGGAGCGAUUCUUAAAGGAUGACGAAGAAAGAGAACGAAGAAGGGAAGAAAGACGGAAGGAGAGGAAAGAGAAGGAAAGGAGGAAAGCCAAGAGGGAAAUGGACGCGGAGGAAGAUGACGAGGAAGGCGAAUGGGAAACCGUGCAGAGAGGAGUCGCCAUAGAGAAACCGAAGAUGUUCGCUAAAGACGCCGAGAUCGAUCUGAACUUGGUGAUCAAGAAAUUGAGCGAAAUAAUGGCGGCCCGAGGUAAAAAACGGACCGACAGGCGCGAACAGAUUGAGUUGUUGCAUGAAUUGCAAAACGUUUCCGAACAACAUCAAUUGGGACCCGCCAUACUCGUCAAGAUCAAGCUGGCUAUCAUUUCAGCCAUCUUUGAUUACAAUCCUAAGGUAUCCGACGCGAUGAAACCCGAGUACUGGCUGAAACUGUUGGACCGCAUGUCCGAAGUGUUGAACGUGCUGUUGAACAACGAAAAUAUCUCCGUUUCUGAGACGGUGAAUGAAGAGACUGAACAAUUGGACGCGCCUCCUUACAAAGUGCGCGGAUGCGCGCUCACCUGCGUCGAAAGAUUGGACGAUGAAUUCACGAAACUAUUGAAGGAAUGCGAUCCGCACAGCAACGAGUACGUCGAAAGGCUCAAGGACGAGGCUAAAGUAUCUGCAAUAAUCGAUAAAACGAUGAAAUACUUGGAAAGAAGCAACGUUCCGUCCGAGCUGUGCCGCAUAUACUUGCGCAAGAUCGAGCAUUUGUACUACAAGUUCGAUCCGCGCGUUUUGCUGAAGAAAUCUGGGGAAGGUUCAAUUGGCAAAGACGAAUUCACAUCUGUUGAAGAGAUGGAAAAGCUGUGCAAAUUCAUAUACGCCAACGAUAAAACUGACAGAUUGCGUACCCGUGCGAUCCUGUCUCACAUUUAUCAUCACGCAUUGCACGACAACUGGUUCCAAGCCCGCGACCUGGUGCUGAUGUCCCAUCUCCAGGAGACCAUCCAGCAUUCGGAUCCCAGCACGCAGAUCCUCUACAACAGAAUGAUGGCGCAUUUGGGACUGUGCGCGUUCAGACAUGGAAACAUCAAAGACGCUCACAAUUGCCUUGUCGAUCUGAUGAUGACCGGCAAACCGAAGGAACUGCUAGCUCAAGGCCUGCUGCCUCAGCGUCAACACGAAAGGAGCAAAGAGCAGGAGAAGAUCGAGAAGCAGCGCCAGAUGCCGUUCCACAUGCACAUCAACCUGGAGCUGUUGGAGUGCGUUUAUUUGGUGUCCGCGAUGCUGAUCGAAAUUCCGUACAUGGCGGCGCACGAGUUCGACGCCCGAAGACGAAUGAUCAGCAAAACUUUCUAUCAACAGCUGAGAUCGUCCGAGAGGCAGAGUUUGGUGGGGCCGCCGGAGAGCAUGCGAGAACAUGUCGUCGCUGCUGCGAAAGCCAUGAGGAACGGUAACUGGCAGGCGUGCAACGGCUACAUAAUAAACGAGAAGAUGAACGCGAAAGUGUGGGAUUUGUUUUACCAAGCGGAGCAUGUGCGCAACAUGCUCAGCAAGCUGAUCAAAGAAGAAUCGCUGCGCACAUAUUUGUUUACUUAUUCGCACGUCUACGAUUCGAUUUCCAUGGCCACUUUAGCGGAUAUGUUCCAGUUGCAGAAACCGGUCGUGCAUUCCAUCAUCUCUAAGAUGAUCAUCAAUGAGGAACUAAUGGCGUCGCUGGACGAUCCGACGCAAACUGUGGUGAUGCACAAGAGCGAGCCAUCCAGGCUUCAGUCGCUCGCCUUGCAACUGGCUGACAAGAUCAACAACUUCGUAGAGUCCAACGAGAGAAUCUUGGAAACCAAAGGGAACUUCUUCUCCAAAGGACUCAAUCAGGGUGCGUACAGAGGAGACAGGCAAAACUACAGAGGCGGCGGAGGCGGCCAAAAUUGGGACAGGCAACGUAGAGACAGAAGAGAUAAAGAUAAUUACUAAAACACUAUUAUUAUUCCGCUUUUAUGUAUCAUGAAUAAUUACGUUGCUAGAAUGCUAUAAUGUAAUGGAUAUUUCCGUAUCGUGACAUUUAUGACUCGAUCAAAGUAAGAAAACUUCAUUGCAUUUUUUGCAUUCAAAUAUGUUUUGUAUUUAAUAAAAAUACACGAUAAACGGUUUGUAUGUUUCAUUUUAAAAAUUGCUUCAAAAAAUGGUGACAUAAUG